AUGUCCCAAAAAGAGAGUUCCGCUUUCCUGUCGAAACAUCGCAGAUAUGAUUUCAUCGUCGAACUAGAAUUCUUCUGGGUUUUGUUAAAAAGUCCAAUAAUGGCACUCCCGAAGCAAACGCGCGACGCGAUGAACCAACUGCGGUUCGUUCAAAUAAAUCGGCGGCGAGUACCACGAAGAAAGCGGCUUUCAAUGUUGGAUCUUCUAAUAGCGGAAUCUCGUGAAUAUCUUAUGAUUGAUACAAAUAUUAGAGAAGAAGUCGAUGCUUUUGUAUUUGUGAUACGAACGAAUCUAUUAUUACAAGGGAAUGAGAAGAAAUUUACUUUCGAAUUGUUGAAACAACUACCAUAUUUAGAAAGAUGUAUAAAGGAAGCGUUGCGUUUGUAUCCCAGUGUACCGUUUAUAUUUGGGGAGAAAUCAUAUUUAGUACCUGCUGGAACAAUGAUAAUUAUCAAUAUUUAUGCAGUCCACAAAAAUCCCAAUUUCUGGCCAAAUUCAGAAGUACAACUAUUUGAUCAUAAAUUCUUAUUCGAGAAAAUCUGAAAUCGUCACCUUUAUUCGUAUAUACUAUUCAGUGCUGGAUCACGUAACUGUAUCAGUAAGCAAUAA
Messenger RNA from Atta colombica, 609 nucleotides. It is a transcript of the gene Cyp4s3, whose product is annotated as cytochrome P450 4C1. The record is from RefSeq and is a predicted model, not a curated record. Gene Ontology annotation, molecular function: heme binding; iron ion binding; monooxygenase activity. Lineage: Eukaryota; Metazoa; Arthropoda; Insecta; Hymenoptera; Formicidae.